ACAACAUAUGGUGAUCAUUUGGGAAUGGUUACAGUUUAUUUUCCAUUAUUUCCUACAUACUGGACCUUUAAAAUUUGGACUACAAAUGGACAGAAUUUAGAAAAUAACCUAAAAUAAUUGAACAUAAACAGUAGUAGAUGAUCUUGCCAAUGGAUAUAUGCCAACUAUAUGGAAGAAGAACAGAAAAUAAACAAGCCUGGAAUAACUGCUAAUUUGGACUAACUGGACUACUCAAAAAGUGGACAACAAGCCCAGAGAAAGCAACCAGCCUUCAACAAGAAUCAAAUCCGAUCAGAAACGACAACAUUUUCGAACAGCAGCAAGUGACAUACUACACCAAAGGGACAAUACUACUACAAGGUAAUGAGACCAGCCUGAUAACCUUUGAGGAAAUGUUCCCCAAGCUGAAAGCAGAGGUGGCUAAGGAGAAAGGCUGUGCUGCUGUAGACUCUUCAGACUCUGAGGGAGAGAGCACAGAGGCACAGCCCCCUCUGCCCACAGCAGCCCCUCCCCCUCCCCCUUCCCCUUCUCAUGACAGGCACCUGAGAGAGAGCCUGGCUCUGUUGGAGCUGGACUUCACUGAGUUUAAGGAGCAAACACAGGCCAAACUCCUUGAGUCUAAUAACACCAGCCUGGUCCAGCAUCUCAGAGAUGAGGUCCAAUCACCUCUGCAUUCAGGACAGCUCUGAAGCAGGUACAAGAUGACAAUAAAGACUUAAGGCAACAAGUACUCAACCUAAAAAAACAAACAGAAAGCCAAAAAAUCUCCUUCACCAGACAGCUGCAGCAGCUCACAGAACACCAGGAUAACCACCAAGCCUAUGCACUCCCAGCCACACAGACCGGCGUGAUAGUCAUCCAGAUGCACAUACACCCAUCAAAGAACCAGCAAUACCCUCAAGCAGACCUGCACUGUCCAAUGCCUCACCCUCUCCCCACAACACACCACCAGAUGCAUCACCCUCACCAAGCAGUCCAGCAGAUAAUCGACCGCAGGUAGUCCUACUGAUGGACUCAAACCGUAAAUUUCUGGACCCUCAGAGGUUGUUUCCAGAUCACCAGGUCCUACUCAAACACUGCAGCACAUCUAAGCAGGCAGUACGACUGCUGGGGAAAAAGACUAGGCAACCCACAGGUGAUAAUUAUCCACACUGGCACCAACGACCUGCGCUCCUUACACAGUACUGCUGAGGCACUAUGCAACGUAGCAGCGAAGGCCAGUAGCACAUUUCCCAAUGCACGCAUAGUCAUCUCAACACUUCUACCCAGAUAUGACGCACCACCCCACAUUAUCAAUGGCAUCAAUGCGGAUAUCUUCAGAGGAUGUGCAGCCCUUCCCAAUGUGCACAUGGCACACCACCCCACCAUCAGCCUGAGGGAUAUGUAUGACGGGAUCCACCUACACAAGGACAGGAUAGGAACCUUUGCAAAAUCCCUUAAAGACUACGCACUGGAUCGCAACCUUAACACCCCUCUAUAUGUCCCGCCACCACAGCAUCAACCACCAUUCCCACCCACUCGUCAUGCCCUACAUAUUCGGGAGGAGAGACCAGCAGCCCCUCACUCUCCCACCAUGAACCAAACGAGGAGAACCACACACCCACCUCCCAUGCAAAAGAAGCCCAGUGCCCUCGCUACAAGGAGACCCCCCCAAAAGGAAAGGCCUCAGAGCUAUGCAGCUGCUGUAGCUCAAACAACUGCACCUAAACCCACAGAACUGAGAGAAAUUAAAGACAUACUGCACUUGCUAUGAAGUAGACUUCUAGGUGACAGGUGACAGAAUCCCCCUACUAUGAGGAAGAAUACAUGGACAACCUUUACACAGAUAUCAGCCAUUUCCAGGCCCAGGGGAAUGUGCUGUUGUGUGGGGACCUAAAUGCCAGUACCGGGUCUGAAAUAGACUAUGUAGACCCACAAGUUGUUGAACGAAGGCAACACAUGACUUCUGUCCCCGAGCCUGAGGAGGGGAUUUUGAUUAAACUGAAAUUCUCUGAUGGGCGAUUGCAAAGGAGAAGAUUUGAAACACAUCAGGACUUAGUAGCCUUUGCAGGGAUGGAUGACAUGUCCAGUGAGGUGUUCUCCUUGCAACUGGCUAUGUCACCAACUCCCAUCCUCAGCACUUCAACUGGGACUCUUGCGGACAAUGGAAUCCAUGAGUCUUGCACAAUGUAUGUGCUGUGGAUGGCAGGACACGAAGUAGAGGAAGUACUGGAGUCCCAGAGAUCCCCUAUUCGAAGUAGGCCUACUUCUCCUCCUCAAAUGGAGUCAUCCCCUCCUCAUAGCCCCUUUCCUUCCUUGGAUACGGACACUCUGACCUCCCCUCCUCAUAGCCCCUUUCCUUCCAUGGAUAUGGACACUCUGACCUCCCCUCCUCAUAGCACCUUUCCUUCCUUGUAUGCGGACUCUCUAACCUCCCCCCGCCGUAUGACUUCUCCAAAACACCCUACUCACAACAUUUCCCCAAUCUCACCCCAAUUGAGUGACAUGUUUGAAGACCAUGUGGUGGAUGUCACGUCGAAUGAGGUUGAUGCCUGGGUUAUGUUAAAACAUCUGAAAUCUAAGAUUGAUUUCACCAGCUCUCCAAGUGCAAAUCUGGUCAACGUUUGCCGCGAUGAUGUCCUAGGAUGUGCCAUUAGGGCAUUUCAGCGGCCCCUAUUCGAUCCUUGCAGGAAAGUCGAUAUAAUUUUCGUUGAUGACUGGGACCUGAGGUGCGGUGGAUGAUGGCGGCCCAAAAAGGGAAUUCUGUCGACUCCUCAUGAAGGCAAUCAGAGACAGUGCAAUGUUUGAAGGACCUGAAAAGGACAAACAUUUGUCCUUGGACUUACAUGCUCUACAAACAGGCCGGUAUAGGCUGGCCGGUCUGAUGAUGGCAGUAAGCCUGCUUCAUGGAGGUGUUGCACCGCAUUUCCUGUCAAGAAAAACAGUAUGGUGGCAGGAAUAGUGACGGAAAAGGGAAGCAUGGAUGAUAUUGCCAACAGUGAGCUGAGGGAGAGACUAGAGAAGGAUGAUUGAAGGUCUGCAAACAUUUGGUUUGGUAGAGGCCAUCAGAAGGAACCCAGCAGAAAUGGAGGAAAUAUUUAUAAAUUCAUCAAGACCACUGAAGGCCACAGAAAUAAUAGAACUGUUUGUGCCAACUUUAAGUCCUCGUGGCGGCAAUCAGCGGCAGGAGGAAAACAGAACACUGGGCUUCUGGAGGGACUGGCUGGUUAAUGUGGAAGGUGGCUUGUGUGCCCCUGUCACACUGGAGAUGGUGCUGGUGUUCACUUCCGGACUAGACUCCCUCCCACCUCUGGGAUUUGAUACUACCCCUUCCCUCCAGUUCCACAACAGCCAGAGGCCGCUACCCGUGGCAAACACCUGGAUGGAAGUGGAUGAAUUGUGGCAUUGUACAGGCUCCCACUUUUGGUCUUGUUUAAGUUAAAUGUGAAUCACACUUAUGUUUUUAUAUCACACUUAUAUUGUAGUUGUUGUGGUUUUUUUGUUAUUUUUUUCAUUAUUAUUGCAUUUUGUACUUUUAAAAUGAUUGCACUGUAGCAUCAUAUUGUUGCAAAUGUGAAGACUGACACUUGUUACAUUCAGUCGCAUUGUUACACUUGUUACAUUGAGUUGCACAGUCUUGUA
Molecule: messenger RNA, 3621 nt
Organism: Alosa alosa (allis shad)
Lineage: Eukaryota; Metazoa; Chordata; Actinopteri; Clupeiformes; Clupeidae
Exons: 10
Coding region: 1807-2721 (304 amino acids)
Molecular function (GO): catalytic activity
Source: RefSeq, a predicted model, not a curated record